AUGGAGGACAACGAUGGAAGUCUAUUACAUAACCCACACCACCGCAAGUCGUCGUCGUCCAUCCAUCCUCACCCUCUCCCCGCUCUCACGCACACUCCGCCAAGUUCCGCUCCUACUACGACACAUUCUCCCGCGUCUCCGACGGCACAACCCGUAUCUCCUACUAUGAACACUUCACAACCAGGUUUUGCACCACCUAUUACGAUUGUAUUCGAUCGGUUAUGCAGUGGCUCGUUGGGUAUGAGCACGCCAGUACAUAGUCCGCAUACGGUUGCUAUGGAUACGACCGAGGAUGGAGGAGAAAUACAAAUGGAGGAGGAACAGGGUGCUCAGGAGCGUACGCACAGAGAGACCGUCUAUGUCGAACAACAAAAGACUGGCAAACAACCGGAAAGGAGGGGUAGUGGUCAGAGCAGCAGAAACAGAAAGAAGAGGAGGCAGCAGUAUUCGUAUAGAACUCCGGAUUCUCAUCGGGUUCCGGAUUCGCCCAAUUCUUUGGGUAAAUACGACACAGAAGACGAGUUCGGGGAUGGGAUGAGCAUCGACGAUAAUCGGUGUGAUACUUGUGUGGAUUGUGACAUGGGCUCUUCAGUAGAUUCUCUUAAAAAACUCUUAAUGACAUUUCCGGCGAUGUCUCCGGCUCGCUUGGACGCUAUAUUACCGAUUCUACUGGAUAAUGACAUAGAUCACCCUGAUAUUUUACUUUUAAUAGAAAAUGAGCAAUAUCUUAGGGAUCUACAUAGCAAAAACGGUUCAGAACUCUCACGGGGUAACUGUCUAUCUAUCUGGCAUGGUAUUCAAGAACACCGACAGAACGCAUCAAUGCAUACACCCAAAUCCUUCACAUCAUCAUCAUACUCUCCUCCCGCACAUUUGACGUCUCUUCGCUCAGACAUAAUACUCACACAUCCGCCCAGAUCUAAAAAAGCCCGAAUGGAAUCAGCCAUGGACAGGGAUGACGAUAGUUCGUCGGUGUCGAAUCUGUCGCUAUCAUCUCUCGACCAUUCGCAUGACCAUAAUCACCACACUCAUAAUCACGGACAUCAGCUCAGACGUCACAACAGUCCAAGUCCGGCACCCACUCCCACACCAACACCGCCGCCAACGUCAUUUCCGACAACUACCAGGCAGAACAGGCAAAGAGUAAAAGCACCCAAGUUGAACAUGUCCACAAUUGAAGAAGUACACACACGGGUGGAUAUUGUUCUCGCCGAAGUAGCCAGGGAGAAUGAGCGCCGACGCCAAAUAGCUUCUACAAAGACUACGGGUGGGCAUCAUCCAAGAUUAAAGUUUGAAGACUUUGUCGGAGAAUUGAAACAGGCGCACAAGAUUCCUGUUGCGUUUGGGACGUUGAGAGAUAUGCGAUUUGCAUAUAUUUUGAAGAAGCUGAAUCCGGUGAAAUAUGACGAAGUGUUGGCGAGCAGAUGUGUAAAUGUGACAGAGUUUUAUAGGAGAUGUCAAGAAGUGUGUGAGGAGAACUUUCAGGAGGACGCAUUGGAGAGUGCAUUACCAUGGUUGGAGUUGAAAAGUAAAUUGUAUUAUAAGUAG
Molecule: messenger RNA, 1548 nt
Organism: Paraglomus occultum
Lineage: Eukaryota; Fungi; Glomeromycota; Glomeromycetes; Paraglomerales; Paraglomeraceae
Source: the annotation of a GenBank genome assembly